This is a messenger RNA of Trifolium pratense (red clover), 1512 nucleotides long. Its product is annotated as alpha/beta hydrolase domain-containing protein WAV2. Gene Ontology annotation, cellular component: membrane. The transcript is spliced from 8 exons. Lineage: Eukaryota; Viridiplantae; Streptophyta; Magnoliopsida; Fabales; Fabaceae. Gene Ontology annotation, molecular function: palmitoyl-(protein) hydrolase activity; serine-type peptidase activity. Bases 213 to 1163 code for a protein of 316 amino acids. Gene Ontology annotation, biological process: proteolysis. The record is from RefSeq and is a predicted model, not a curated record.
CACUAUCGAGUUGUGUUGUGUCCUUGUGUUUGUGGGAAGGAGAAGAAACCCACACAGUCCCGCAUCUUGACUUUUGAAAUUAUUAAGCGAAUGAAUAAACUCUCACCCGAUUCCAAUUAAUUCGUGAAAACGAAACAAUACUAUUGAUUGCCUCGCUGUUUCAAUCUAAUAAUCACUUUUCCGCUUAUCCGAAACGCGAUUAAUUCUUCGAAAUGGUUUCCUACAUCCACAUCUUGGUCUACGGAGUCGGAGGAUUAGUCGUCGCCGGCAUGGCAUUGCUUGUAGCGUUUCAAGAGAAACUCGUUUACGUUCCUGUUAUACCAGGUCUCACCAAAUCAUACGCUAUCAAUCCUUCUCGUCUUAGACUCACCUAUGAAGAUAUCUGGCUCACUUCUUCCGAUGGUGUUCGUCUUCACGCUUGGUUCAUCAAGCUUUUCCCUGAUACUACAGGUCCAACCAUUUUGUUUUUUCAAGAAAAUGCUGGAAAUAUCGCUCACCGCCUUGAAAUGGUUCGCACUAUGUUGGAGCACUUACAAUGCAAUGUUUUCUUGCUUUCUUACCGAGGUUAUGGAGAAAGUGAUGGCUAUCCUUCUCAGCAUGGAAUUACUAAGGAUGCUCAGGCUGCAUUGGAUCAUCUUUCUCAGAGGUCUGAUAUUGAUACAUCUAGAAUAGUUGUAUUUGGACGAUCACUUGGGGGGGCAGUUGGAGCUGUACUAACAAGAAAUAACCCUGACAAGGUUGCUGGACUGAUACUCGAAAACACUUUUACUUCUAUAUUGGAUAUGGCUGGAGUUUUGUUACCCGUUUUGAAGUAUUUUAUUGGAGGUACCGGUUCAAAAGGUCUUAAGAUACUCAAUUUUGUUGUACGUUCUCCGUGGAAUACUAUUGACGUUGUUGGCGAGAUCAAGCAGCCUAUCCUUUUUCUUUCUGGAUUGCAAGAUGAGAUGGUCCCUGCAUCACAUAUGCAAAUGCUAUAUGCUAAGGCAGCUACUCGUAAUAAGCAGUGUCUUUUUGUGGAGUUCCCUAACGGCAUGCAUAUGGAUACUUGGAUGACUGGUGGCGAUCACUACUGGAGAACAAUUCAACAGUUUCUUGAACAACAUGCUCCAGAGAAAAAGGAAGGCAGAUCGUCUCAAACUGGAAAUGAUGCUGGGGCUAGGUGACUUGCUGACAUUAGAUUAUUGCAAUGAUACUAAUUGGCUAACUAAGGAUUCAAACAGUUUCUGCCCUUUGAAGUUGCAGCCCGGAAGAGCCCUCUUUGAAAAGAUGCUUUCUACUAGGACAUCCCGCGCUGCAUCAGGCUAUUUCAUUGGACAAUUUUUGAUUGGAUUGUGGUUUUCAGAACUUGGAAGACGCCCGGUCAAUUUGGGGUUGCUUUUGCUAUACUGUAAAUCAUCUACAGUUUGGAUGCCUAAUUAAAUUAAAUUUGACAAGUGUCAUGUAGAAUAAUUUAUCAUAUCCAUAUAUACAUAUGUAUGUACUGUUAUUUAUGCAAUGCGUUCUUAUCUUUCC